Messenger RNA from Sinocyclocheilus rhinocerous, 2236 nucleotides. RefSeq names its product ATP-binding cassette sub-family B member 6, mitochondrial-like. Bases 221 to 2236 code for a protein of 671 amino acids. NCBI's taxonomy places the organism in Eukaryota, Metazoa, Chordata, Actinopteri, Cypriniformes, Cyprinidae. The transcript is spliced from 15 exons. The record is from RefSeq and is a predicted model, not a curated record. Gene Ontology annotation, molecular function: ATP binding; ABC-type heme transporter activity; ATP hydrolysis activity. Gene Ontology annotation, biological process: transmembrane transport; heme transport. Gene Ontology annotation, cellular component: vacuolar membrane.
UCUGUCUGCCCCAAUGUUAUUGUGCAUGGAUAGUGGAGUUGAACAAGGUGAGUUUAUGACUGCAAGGACAGACAGCAAACACAGACGUUUAAAUGUUUUAGCAGCAGUAACGUUCAUCUGAGGGGAUAAUUAUUCAAGGACGCACUCGAAAGAGAAGAAGGAUCUCAGUGACAUUUGAAAAAGAUAUUAUUUUUGUGGGUCCACCACCACCAUCAUCAUCAUGGUGGAGAUAAAGAGUUACUGUGAAGCGGGAGUGUCCAUGCAGCAUGUCUGGGUGGAGGGCGGUCUGACUCUCUGCUUCUACUUCACCCUGGUGCCAUCCGUCCUCCUCACCCUCUCCUUCCUCUUCGGCACUUUUCUGUGUAUAUGCUACAGACGCUACGGCACAGACAUGGAGCCCAAGUUCAUCCCUCGCUCUCGACUUUACCGGCUCCAAGUGGGCCUGUCAGUGCUGCUCGUCCUGCAGGCUCAGGGCUGGAUGGUGUUUCGAAUCACUCGGAGCGGAGAGCUACCGGGAUACGUGGUUCUGUCUGGCUGUCUCUCCAUGCUGGGCUGGAUUUGGGCCAUGGCCCUGCUUCAUCUGGAGAGGAGGAGGGUUCUGGUGCGGGACAGAACCAGAGGACACAGUACGGUACUGUUGCUGUACUGGGCCGUAGCAUUUGCGGCUGAAAACCUGGCGUUUGUGUCUUGGAUGAGCCCUCAGUGGUGGUGGACUCUGGAAAAGUCUGAUCAACAGGUACGUGUGUGUGUGAUUGGUUUGAACCAGCUGACAGAUGGGAGCUCUUGGAAGACUCUGGCGACUACAGUGUGUGUUUACGGACUCCUGAAGUUCUUGCAGGGAGGUGGAGCUGGUGCGUCUGGGUUUGUGAGUAACAUGCGUUCGUUCUUGUGGAUUCGAGUGCAGCAGUACACUAACCGCAUGGUCCAAGUGCGUCUCUUUGCUCAUCUGCACUCUCUGUCUCUGCGCUGGCACCUGGGUCGCCGCACAGGGGACGUCCUGAGAAGCAUCGACAGAGGAACCUCAUCUAUCAACAACCUGCUGAGCUACAUCGUGUUCAGCAUCUUCCCCACUAUUGCUGACAUUGUCAUUGCCAUUGUCUAUUUCAUAUCCAAUUUUAAUGCCUGGUUUGGCCUCAUAGUCUUCGUUUGCAUGGCCCUUUACCUCACUCUCACUAUUGUAAUCACUGAAUGGAGAACGAAAUACAGACGAGAUAUGAACACACAAGAUAACAAUGCCAAAUCAAAAGCUGUGGACUCUUUAUUGAACUUUGAGACGGUGAAAUAUUACAAUGCAGAGGUUUAUGAAGUAAGACGCUUUGAGGAUGCUAUCAUGAAAUAUCAGGUAUCGGAGUGGAAGACCAACGCCUCUCUGGCGUUCUUAAAUCAAACGCAGAACCUCAUCAUCGGUUUGGGUCUUUUGACCGGAUCUCUGCUCUGUGCGUACUUCGUGACAGAGGGAAAGUUUCAGGUAGGAGAUUAUGUGCUGUUUGUGACGUACAUCAUCCAGCUUUACACUCCUCUCAACUGGUUUGGAACAUACUACAGAAUGAUCCAGAACUCUUUCAUUGAUAUGGAAAGCAUGUUCAAGCUCUUCACUGAGGAAGAAGAGGUGAAGGAUGAUGUCAACGCAGGAAACCUCAACUACACACAGGGAAAAGUAGAGUUUGAGAAUGUCUUCUUCAGCUACACGCAAGGCAAGGAGAUUCUAAAAGAUGUCUCUUUUACCGUACUUCCCGGUCAAACAGUUGCACUUGUUGGACAGUCUGGAUCAGGAAAGAGCACCAUCAUUCGUCUGAUUUUCCGUUUUUAUGACGUUCAGGGAGGGUGUAUAAAGAUAGACGACCAAGACAUCUCAAAGGUGAAGCAGUCCUCUCUACGCGCUCACAUUGGCGUCGUCCCUCAGGAUACCGUCCUGUUUAAUGACAACAUUCGAGACAACAUCCGCUACGGCCGAGUUACUGCUACUGACCAGGAGGUGGAGGAGGCUGCGACUGCCGCUGACAUCCAUGACAAAAUCAUAACCUUCCCGGAUGGCUAUGACACUCAGGUGGGUGAGAGAGGGCUAAAGGUGAGCGGAGGAGAGAAGCAGAGAGUCGCCAUUGCUCGCACCAUCCUCAAAGCGCCACAAAUCAUCCUCCUCGAUGAGGUACAACAUCACCAGUGCAUUAUGGUAGAAUGCGUAGACAAUGAGGGAAUUAUCCCAGUUUUGCCUGGUGUUUUUAUAAUUUCUUGUUGA